Nicrophorus vespilloides is the source of this 827-nucleotide messenger RNA. RefSeq names its product protein jagunal. Bases 113 to 709 code for a protein of 198 amino acids. The transcript has 4 exons. Gene Ontology annotation, biological process: vesicle-mediated transport; endoplasmic reticulum organization. Lineage: Eukaryota; Metazoa; Arthropoda; Insecta; Coleoptera; Silphidae. Gene Ontology annotation, cellular component: endoplasmic reticulum membrane. The record is from RefSeq and is a predicted model, not a curated record.
GACGGUAGCGACAUCUGAUCCAGAUCAGUGAAUCAGUGAAUUGGUUUCUGGGACUUGUACUGGCAGGUCGGUCGGGUAUUCUUAUUAGGUUAUAUCGUAGCCCUCGUCAACGAUGGCUUCCAAGGGAUUGCACUAUAUACCUCUUGGGUCUGAUGGAUUUGACCAUGCCUACAGGCAAAAGGUUGCUGCCCAGUAUCAGAUCAGUGCUUUAAAUAAAUCAAGGCUAAAGCAUUGCAUAUUUUUCCAUUAUUUACUAUUCUUUGUUAUGCUAGCAAAGUUGUCUGCAGAUAUAUUAGAUAAAUUCGAUAUUUUUAUAUUGGAAAUUGAGGAGUUGAGGAUUCCACAGCCUUUAAGGUGGGAAUACUUUUGGUGCAUCAGUUUGCUGUUUUCAUUUUCUGGCCUAGCAGCCAUUAGAAAGAAUCGUAUUAAGUCUAUGAAUUAUUACAUUUUUGGAUUAGUAGCUUUCGGAUUUUUGCCACUCUUAUAUGCAGUUAUUUAUUAUUUUGGUGAUGUUUGGACAUACUUGACUUCAGACCCUGAAGAAGAUGAGGAGGCUUUAUCAGAGGUUCAGAUGUGGCAGGGAAUGCCUUAUGGUUUGUUAUGGUAUGGCUUUAUAAUAGUAGCUGUGCAAAUUCAUUCAUUCUCCACAUACUUUGCAUGGAAUUUAAUAUCUGCCUGGAAGGCGAGGGGUUCCAAAAAAGCUGAAUAAACUGAUUGACGGAAAUCAGCAAGUUUAGUUCAUUCUAUUCUCUGUAGAGGUAUAAGUAAUAACUAAAGUAAAUAUGCUGUUAGUAAAUUAUUUAUUAAAGAUUAGAUUGUUUACUUUA